Molecule: messenger RNA, 1011 nt
Organism: Arabis nemorensis
Lineage: Eukaryota; Viridiplantae; Streptophyta; Magnoliopsida; Brassicales; Brassicaceae
Source: the annotation of a GenBank genome assembly
AUGGUGAAGGAGACGAUGACGUCGUCGGCGACGAAGACGUGUUCACACUGUGGUCACAAUGGCCAUAACGCAAGGACUUGUCUUAACGGCGUUAACAAGGGUUCCGUUAAACUGUUCGGCGUUAACAUAUCUUCUGAUCCGAUUAGACCUCCGGAGGUAACGGCGUUAAGAAAGAGUCUCAGUUUAGGAAAUCUUGAUUCUCUUCUCGCUGACGAUAACAGUAACGGUAACGGUGAUCCUCUCGCCGCCGUUGAAGAUCCCGGUUAUCAUUCCGAUGGUCAGAUUAAUUCUAAAAAGGGUAAAGCCGCUCAUGACAAGAAAAAGGGGAAGCCAUGGACGGAAGAAGAACAUCGGAUUUUCUUAAUCGGAUUAAAGAAACUAGGAAAAGGAGAUUGGAGAGGAAUCGCAAAAAAUUUCGUGACGACAAGAACACCAACGCAAGUCGCAAGUCAUGCACAGAAAUAUUUCAUUAGGUUAAAUGCUAAUGACAAGAGAAAACGACGUGCUAGUCUCUUUGACAUCUCUCUCGAAGAUCAGAAGGAGAAACAGAAGAUCAUUCAAGUAGAUGCAUCAACAUCCUCAUCUUCAUCGAAGACUCUAUCUAAACAAGUACCAGUAACCGGAUCUCAAGAACCGUUACAAGGUUUUGGACCGGUACCAAUAACCGGAUCUCAAGCCGAGAUAUCGAACCGGUUUCGGAAUCUAUCAAUGGAGUACAUGCCAAUCUACCACCAACCCGUACCACCUUACUACAAUUUUCCAUCUCUUAUGUUCCAUCCAAUGUACUACGCCAGUCCUGAACAGGUUAAAUUUAUUCACCCCUCUGGUAUACCUGUACCAAGGCAUAUACCGAUCGGUAUGCCUCAAUAUCAGCCAAAUGAAGCUCAUUCUAAUAUGACAAAGCAAGACGGUUUGGAACUUGAUAUCGGUUUGCCUCAACCAUCUCAUCCUCCUCCACAAGCUACAGGAGCAACAGAUUUGACUGCUCAUGGAGUCAUUCAUGUGAAAUGA